This is a messenger RNA of Saitoella complicata NRRL Y-17804, 1270 nucleotides long. RefSeq names its product DNA-binding protein. The transcript has 5 exons. The record is from RefSeq and is a predicted model, not a curated record. Lineage: Eukaryota; Fungi; Ascomycota; Saitoellomycetes; Saitoellales; Saitoellaceae. Gene Ontology annotation, cellular component: zeta DNA polymerase complex. Bases 21 to 1070 code for a protein of 349 amino acids.
AGGACAACAUCUGACGAGCGAUGAGCAAGACGAAGGAGCACAAGGAUGAUCCGCAAGAGGUGAUGUUGAGGAAGCCGAGUGAAUGGACUCAUAACAUCAUCCUGCAAACGUUUUGCGACUUCCUGACCGUCGCAAUACACACGAUCCUCUUCAUUCGAGACCUCUACCCCCCAGAACUCUUCGAGCGAGCCCGAAAGUACAACACCGUCGUCCGACGAUCACGGCAUCCCAUGCUUAACGACUGGAUCCGUGACGUAGUCACAAGUGUCAACGAGGAGUUGAAAAAGUGUACCGUUAACCGUGUCUCGGUUAUCAUUUUAUCAGCCGAUGAAACGCCCAUGGAGCGAUUCGUGUUUGACGUAUCGUCAUUUCCCAAUAUCCCAGAGCAGGAACACAAUAUCCCUAUAUCAUCUACAUCCGCAACCUUCACCCAGUCCGACCUUCUCGAACAAUUUCGCGCAACACUCAUCCGAAUCCAACAAUCCGCCACAACCCUAGGAAAACUCCCCGAAGACUGUACCUUCACCGUUGCGAUCGAGCUGAAAGAGCACGAGGAUAAACCGGCACAAUACCCAGAUCCGUGGAUUCCUGCUCAGCCACAACAGAACGGGGUGCAGGUCAACGGAGAGAGUUUCAACGCAAACUCCGCUGCCUUCACUUCUACCGGCGGUUACUUCUCCUCCCCGCCCUCCACCUCGUCCUCUCUCCGCUCGCCGACCACUCCCCCCCUCUCCGCCCGUGAGCGCUAUGAAGCUGCUCGCUCCUUUGACGAGCUCGACGAUCUUGAGUUCUGUCCCUGUUUGACGAACGACGAGGUCAUGUCCAUCACUUCAUCUGUUUAUUCCUCAUCGUCGAGCACUGGCUCUACCUCUCCUGGUGGAUCUCCCCCUCAGAGUCAGGCCUACACCACUACCAGUGUUUUCUCGAAUGUCGGAAACGGGAAUGGAUGGAAUGGAAGGGGUGGACAGAGGGUUGGUGCGGCUAGGGGUGUUGCGAUUGUUGACCCCAUCACUGGGAUGAGGGUUGCUACUCCCCCGAGGAACCAGUACGCCAGGCGCUCUUACUGGUAGAUCACCGAUAUACCUAUGAGAUGGUGAUUAACUAUGGUCAUUGAGGUAUGGGUGUGUGUGAAGACCGGAUGAUAGAUGGGUUUUAGGUGGGUUCUUGUUGUCUUUUUACCUUCUUGUGGAUGAGUCAGAUCAGCGCUGUGCGCACUGGCGCUUGUUCUGCCAUUUUGUUUUAUCUGUUGGGAUUGUCUCGAUUGCUUUAC